Molecule: messenger RNA, 4980 nt
Organism: Colletotrichum chrysophilum
Lineage: Eukaryota; Fungi; Ascomycota; Sordariomycetes; Glomerellales; Glomerellaceae
Exons: 5
Coding region: 1-4980 (1659 amino acids)
Cellular component (GO): cytosol
Molecular function (GO): heme binding; metal ion binding; NADPH-hemoprotein reductase activity
Source: RefSeq, a predicted model, not a curated record
AUGGGACCUCGAGGAUGUUCCUUCUCUGGCUUUUCCCAGCCGGGCGAUAUUCACACAGCAUUCGAUAUUCCCCGAGGAGUCGAUGCUGAAGAGUGGCUCCGCAUGAGGGAGCGCAAGUCCAUCAACCAGAUCCUCUAUUCCAGCUACCCCUCACAACAAGAGAUCGAUUCAGCCAAGGACCAAAAACAGAUGGACGCAAUGAACGUGAACGAACAAGAUCUUCUCGCUGUCGCCCUCGGCGCACCGGCGAGGCAAGUGAUGCUGAGAGCGGAGGAGAUUGGCCCCGCGACAGGCUGGAAAGACGGCUACCUCAGCAUAGAACACGGCUUCUGCCCACCCGACUACGACGAGGCCGCCGGCGCCCUGGCCAGAUCCCCUGGUCGUAUCUGGUCCGAUCUUGCCGAGAGAAUGCCUGGAUGCGUGUCCCGCGGUCGCGUGAGAGAAUCGAUCGCCGCAGCCCCCGUCAUCGAGGGUACCGAAGACAUCAUCCCCGACCAGGCGCUCUGGGCUGCGCUGGUGGCGCUGGGUAUGCUUUGCUCCAUCUACCGCUUCGAGCAAAAGUACGACGGCCACGACGGCGUUAAUGCGACUACGAACCCGUCCAAGUUGAGAUUGAACUGCAAGAUGGGUGACUACUUGGGAGAGGAGUUGGUCGGCAUUCCUCUCAGCAUCGCGCUGCCUUAUUUCCAAGUAUCCCGCCGCAUGGGACGAACACUUCCUCAUCUCACCUUUGUCGAUCAAUCUUCAUACAACCUCAAGGUCAAGGACGCCACAUCAAGCUUUCCCUACGUCGCCCGCUUCGACAACAUUGAGCUGAGAUGGCCAAUGUUUGGUGAGCGUGCUGAGGUGGCAUUCCUCAAGGGAGUUGCGGAUACAUCUGCCUCUUUUCAACAUGGCCCCGACGCCAUCGCUGCUUGCCAAGAGCACGUAAUGAACCGCAACAAUGAGGGUCUUCUCCACGAGAUGAUCCGCUUGAAAGAAAUUCUGGAGCGCAUGCCCGGCGCCUUCCACUCGAUCUCAACCAACCCCAAUGCCGGUGAGAACUAUGUCCCCGUCCAGCAAUGGGUUCGCUGGGCGAAGUUCUCUGCCCCUCUCUCGAAGCGCUGCCCCGCCUCUUCGGGCCUCCAGUUCCCGCCCUACCUAGUUAUGGACGCUUUCUUGGGCAGGAAAAAGUACACAUCCUUCCUCGGUGCUGAGGGUGUCCAUCUCCGCGCAUGGCUCCCCUCCAACCUGCGCGCUUUCAUCGCGGCUAUCGAGUACCACUACCGCAUCCCUGAGUACGUCCAGCAGUCCGGCGACCCUCGUUUGAUGGGUGUUCUCGAUGGCAUCGUUGAGGCCUACACCGGUGAGCGCGGCUUUAUGGGUGUCCACCGCUACAAGGUCUUUGGCAUCCUCGAGGUCGCUGCUAAGACGGGCCGUACCGAGACCAACGGCGCCUCUGGUGCCGCCGAUGGUGAGCGCCCAUGGGAAGAGACUCACCGUCAGUUCUCCGAGGCCAUGAAGGAGCGUCUUGAGCCCUACCGAGGUGCUCUGCCCGUUGAGCCCCACCAGAUGCGAGGCACUUUCGAAGAGUGCCGCUACGUUACCCGUGUGUUGAGCAGGUCGUUUGUCGACUCUGACCCCUCCCGCUCGAUCGCGAUGGUGACGCUUGAUAUCCGGGAUACCGGUAUCACUUGGGCUCCUGGUGACCGUUUGGCGGUGAUGCCUUUGAACGGCUGGGAAGAGUGUGCCAAGGUCAUUGCUGCUCUUGGCCUGGAGGAACACAUCGAUGCUCCCGUUGAGACUACAGGAACCUGGGCCCGCUUCGAGAUGCACCUCGGUUCCGUGAGGAGGACUGCUACUCCCAAGCUGACGGUCGGCGACAUCCUCCGCCGCGGCCACCUCGCUCCCAUCACCAAGGAGAUGGCUCUCAAAAUUCACGGGAUGCUCCACGCAUCCUCCAACACCGUCUUGCAGGUCCUGAGCACCGAUGAGUGGCCUGUGAGGGGUUCUCUGGGCGACUUGCUCCAGGAUGCCGUCACGGAUACUCCUCCCCAGAUUUGGGACAGAGUCUUCAACCUCGAAGAUCUGUCUUGGUUGGCCGACUUGGUCAAGCUCGAGGUUCCUCGCACAUACUCGAUUGCUAGCUACACGGAAGAGCUGCUGCCUGAGACGGUCGACCUUGCUGUCUCCCGCUCCGAGUACAAGCUGUGCUCGACCUUCGCAAAGGGUAGAGAUAUCUCUCGCUCUGGAGUUUCCAGCGGCUUCCUCAACCCACCUGUGGAGAUGGGUGAGAUCGACUCCGAUGACGAACUACUCAUCGGCGUCUCGCGCCCAGCCGCCUUCCAGCUUCCCCUCGACCCCAUGGCUCCCUGCGCCUUUUUCGCUGGUGGCAGUGGUAUCGCUCCCUUCCGCAGCUUCUGGCAAGCUCGUCUUGCUCAGAGCGGUCUCUCCGGUGGCAAGAACUCUUUGUACCUCGGUGUCCAGUCCCGCGAGAAGUUCUGCUUCGAAGAAGAACUCCGCCAGUACGUCAACGCGGACUUCAUGGAAGUCCAUCUCGCAUUUUCAAGAGACUCGCGAGGUCUGGCCUACGAGGGUCACGAUCUCGUCGAGAAGCACAUUCCCCCUCGCUAUAUCGAUACCUUGAUCGUCGAACAGGGUGCUCAGAUCUGCGACCUCGUGAUGUCAAAGAAGCAGGGUGGUCUUGGUGGCUAUCUCUAUGUCUGCGGUUCGGUCUCUGUGUUCGACUCCGUCAUGCAGGGAAUCCGCAAGGCGAUUUACACCUACAGAACAGCCACCGAAAGCGGCGUCGAUACUAUUGUCAACAAGGCGUUUGCUGAGAGACGCUUUAUGCUUGAUGUCUUCAUGACCCCCAAGCCCCUGCCAUGCACGCUGCCGACCAUUCCUCUAUCACAAUUGGCCCUGCAUACUGGUCACCGCCCUGGAUCGCGCAUGUGGAUUGGUGUUCACGGAAGCGUCUACGAUGUCACCGACUUCUGUCCUAUGCACCCGGGCGGAACCCUCAUCAUCAAGUCUAACGCUGGUGUCGACUGUUCAAAGUCCUUCGACAACCUCGCCCACACAAACAACCCCGAGGUGGCUUCUCUCCUGACGAAGUACUUCGUCGGUCACUUGACACCUAAGCCCGACUACGGCAGCGACGAAAUCUCCGCCCUCCAUGACCUUUGGUCCGCCUACCUCCGCACCACGGUUGAGACCCUCGUCGCUCACCAGUUUGAGAUGUACGAGAUCAUGGGCGCCUCCCUCGAGACCAACUCCUCCCACGACCCCGCCGGCAGCAACAACAUCUGGCUGCGCGAGUCCCUCCCCAACAUCAUCGCCGUCCGCACCUUCUACGGCUACCAGUCCCGUCUCCUGCAAGGCGGCUUCGCAGCCCUCUUCGGCCCGAAGCUGCAGGAGCUCGUCCUCAAACUCUCCUUCGGCGUCGCCAGCGCCAACGGCCCCGCUGCCGACACCAAGCUCCCCGACGUCCUCGGCACCGUCGCGCGCGCAAAGACCUCGGGCGACGCCGCCACCUGCACCAAGGAGGUCGCCCUCGUCGGCCAGUUCGUCUGCGAUGCCGACGCCUCCCUCCGCUUCCAGGAGCGCGGCGUCUUCGCCUACGCCGCCCGCAGCGUCGAGCUCGACAUCGCCCUGCUCGAGGACCUCCGCCAGGAGGCCUGCAACGGCAUGGACGCCUUCGACAGCAUCGCAAACUCCAUCAAGGAGUCUUCCGACCCGGACGUCGAGAAUGCCCGCCUCACCGCGCUCUCCACCUUCCUCCUCCAGGUCCUCGAGCGCAUGGCCCGCCACCUCGAGGUCUUCUACGCCCAGCUGGCCCGCUCCUCCGUCUACCAGCCCCAGCUCGAGAAGAACCCGGCCCGCACCCGUUGGGCCCUCGUCCGCAGACGCAUCCGGGAUGGUAGUCUUUUCGUCCUGGCAACCAAGGCCGAGCUCUCCUCCAACCUGCUGGACCCCGCGGCCGGCCAGAACCAGCAGCCAUACUACAUGUCGCGCGCGAACCCGAACCAGAACAUUGACUUUGACCGCGUCAUGGCGCAGGUGCAGGCCUCGCUGCGACAGGACGUCUCGGCUAUGAACCCCUCGCACCUGCAGCCUCACCAGCAGCACCCGCAGCAACCUCUGACGCUCAACGCCGUGCACCAGGCCCGAGGGCGCGUCGACACGGGCGACGUCAGCGUCGUCGCGAGCCGCGAGAACGCAGACGCCCUGCGCGCCAUGAGCAGCUUCGUCGAGAAGAACAGCCGUGCCAUCCGCCGUCUGAGCAAGAUGCCCGCCGCAAUGCCCACUGGCAUGAACUUCGAAGACAUCCAGCGCGCCGCACUGCUCGAGAUGGCACAGAGCGGCGCCGGCGGGCAGAGCGGUCUGCUGUCACCCCCAGAAAUGGCAGGUGACAUGCAUAACCAUCACCACCAAGAGCAAGGGCUGCACGUCAGGAAGGGGGGGAAUGGUAACAGGAUCCUCCCGACGCCGCCCUCAUCCCGCGGCUCCAGCCGGUCCCCCACGCGGUUCAACCAGCCCUUCGCCGUGGGAGGCAAGCCCACAGCCGAGAUGCUCCUCGCCAAACUCAACCGUCCCCGCGGCGCCUCUCUCACCAGGACGCCAAACGCAUCGCAGCCAGGCUCCCCAGCACCCUUCCCCGUCCUCCGCGGUUCACACUCGCCGCCGCCCUCGCACCACGGCAGCCAGCACCCCGUCGACGCGCAAACCGCGCUGAGCUCGAUGAUGAGCCGCCUCAACACGCGGCCGCGCAGCGGCUCCGCCGCCAUGAUGUCGAGCACCGGCGGCAUGCACUCCCCCGCGCACCCAGCAGCGGGCGGCGGCCUCGCGCGCACGCGGUCGCUCAUGAGUCUAGGCAGCAGCGGCAGUCAAGCUCGCGAGCGGGGACAUGUGUCGCGGCCGUCUGGGGGUUCGCUCCGCGCGCUGAAGCUGCGGAGCGUGAUGGAGCAGAGCGAAGAAAAGGUUGCUCCCACGUUUUAG